This is a messenger RNA of Alternaria viburni, 1464 nucleotides long. Its product is annotated as Protein phosphatase PP2A regulatory subunit B. Gene Ontology annotation, biological process: peptidyl-serine dephosphorylation. Gene Ontology annotation, molecular function: protein binding; protein phosphatase regulator activity. The transcript is spliced from 6 exons. The coding region runs from base 1 to 1464 and encodes 487 amino acids. NCBI's taxonomy places the organism in Eukaryota, Fungi, Ascomycota, Dothideomycetes, Pleosporales, Pleosporaceae. The record is from RefSeq and is a predicted model, not a curated record. Gene Ontology annotation, cellular component: protein phosphatase type 2A complex; cytosol.
AUGGUAGAAGCCGAAGGCAAUCCCACGACGUGGAAAUUCACCCAGUGCUUCGGCGACAAAGGCGAUGUUGAAGACAUAACCGAAGCGAGCGCAGCCGACAUCAUCUCAACCGUCGAGUUCGACCAGACGGGCAACUACCUUGCAACCGGUGACAAGGGCGGUCGUGUGGUUUUGUUCGAGAGGAACGAGACGAAAAAAACCUGCGAAUACAAGUUCCACACCGAGUUCCAAUCGCACGAGCCUGAAUUCGAUUACCUGAAAUCUCUCGAGAUCGAAGAGAAGAUCAACAAGAUCAAGUGGUGCCGCCGGCAAAACGCUUCACACUAUCUGCUCUCCACAAACGACAAGACAAUCAAGCUAUGGAAGGUAUUUGAAAAGUCGCUGAAAGUGGUGGCGGAGAACAACCUGUCACACGAGUUGACACCUGGAGGUGGGGUUGCUGGUGGAGGCGGUCCCGUUAGGAACCCGAAUGCACAGUUCCGCAGCGCCACCGAUCUGAAGCUCCCACGGCUCACACAUCACGACACAGUUGUCGCCGCAGUACCGCGAAAGACGUAUGCCAACGCACACGCCUACCACAUCAACAGCAUAUCAGUCAACAGCGAUGGCGAAACGUUCAUUAGUAGCGAUGAUUUGCGAAUCAACCUCUGGAACCUGAACAUCCAAGACCAGAGCUUCAACAUCGUCGACAUCAAGCCCGCCAAUAUGGAGGAGCUGACGGAGGUCAUCACUGCUGCCGAGUUUCACCCUAUCAGCUGCAACUGGUUCAUGUAUGCAAGCUCUAAGGGUACCAUCAAGCUGGCCGACAUGCGCGAGAGUGCUCUGUGCGACCAGCAUGCAAAGCAGUUCGAGCAAGAAGAAGAUCCAUCUUCGCGAUCGUUCUUCUCUGAGAUCAUCUCAUCCAUCUCCGACGUCCGGUUUUCACACGAUGGAAGAUACAUUCUGUCACGCGACUACUUGACUGUCAAGAUCUGGGACGUAAACAUGGAAAAGACUCCGGUCAAGACCAUCCCAAUCCAUGAACAUCUACGACCGAGACUCUGCGACACCUACGAGAACGACAGCAUUUUCGACAAGUUUGAGGUUGUUUUCUCUGGGGAUGCGAAGAAUGUCAUGACUGGUAGCUACAACAACAACUUCAUGAUAUACCCGUCCGAUAACGACAAAGACACCGAGGUAGUUUUGCAGGCCGACAAGUCUGCAUUCAAGGCGAAGAAGGUUGGUAUCCCAACACCCAUGAACUCGUCGACAAGCCCGACAGGCAGCAACACAAGUAAGAAAGGUGGCUCAAGGGCCGGCAGCCCUGCUGCUGGUGCAGUCGGACAGGGCCAACGCAUGAGGAAGGAGACGGACGCAGAUCAGAUCGACUUCAACAAGAAGAUCUUACAUAUGAGCUGGCAUCCAUUCGAAGACAGCAUCGCUAUAGCAGCAACAAACAACCUUUUCGUCUUCUCCGCAUUGUAG